Molecule: messenger RNA, 1473 nt
Organism: Camellia sinensis
Lineage: Eukaryota; Viridiplantae; Streptophyta; Magnoliopsida; Ericales; Theaceae
Source: RefSeq, a predicted model, not a curated record
CGCUUUCUAUCUUGAGAAGAAAAAAUUCCACCCAAUUGCAAAUGUCUUUAAACAUGAAGGAUAUUAAUACCUCCUUCCUUCACUUGUUACAGAGGGAAAGCAAGAGAUAGACAGAGACAGAGGGAGAGGCCUCCCAGUGAAGAAGAAUGAGGAACACCCAAAAACUCCAUUGUUGCUCUACUUUAUGUCUCUCCACCAUACUCAUCAUCACUCUCUUCUCAAUCCCUGCCACAUCUUUCGACACCAUCACAUCAACACAACCCCUCAGACUCAACCAAACCAUCGUCUCCCAAGGCCAAGUAUUCGAAUUAGGCUUUUUCUCACCUAGUAAUUCCAUCAAACAGUAUGUGUGCAUUUGGUACCACAAAAUUCAACCCAGAACAAUCGUCUGGGUCGCGAACAGAGACAACCCACUCACAAACCCAUCUGGGUUCUUGAAGAUCAACCAAGAUGGCAACAUCGUCGUUGUCGAUGAAUCUUCAAAUCUUAUAUGGUCAUCGAAUCAAACAAUCUCUUCAACCAACAGCAACAUAGUCGCACAGCUUUUGGAUUCUGGAAACUUUGUUCUUCGCCGGGAAAAUGAUUUGAAUCCUGAGAAUUAUCUCUGGCAAAGCUUCGAUCACCCAACAGACACUUUGUUGCCGGGAAUGAAGCUCGGAUGGGAUGCGAAAACUGGGUUGAAUCGGUACUUAACUUCAGGGAAAAGCAACGACGAUCCAUCGACUGGUGAGUACUCAUUCAAGCUCAACAUCAAUGGCUUCCCUGAGGUUUUUCUGACGAGGAAUAAGGUCAUACAGUAUCGAAGCGGGCCGUGGAACGGGCUUAGAUUCAGUGGGGUUCCAGAGAUGAAACCCAGAGGCUCGGUUCUCACAUUCAGCUUCGUGAUGAACAGAGACAAUGUAUUCUAUUCAUUCGGAUUGACAGACAAUUCUGUAUAUUCUAGACUUUUGAUGAUGUCGACGGGUGUUCUUCAACGAUAUACAUGGAUAGAAACUAGUCAAUUAUGGAAUCCAUUUUGGUAUGCGCCAAAAGAUCAAUGCGAUCGAUACAGAGAGUGUGGAGUUUAUGGGAUUUGCGAUACUAAUGAUUCGCCUGUGUGCAAGUGUAUGGAAGGGUUUGAGCCUAGGAAUUUACAGGCGUGGGGGUUGAGAGAUGGGCAUGAUGGGUGUGUGAGGAAGAGGAGAUUCAAGUGUGGUGAUGAUGGGUUUUUGGGGUUGAAGAAUAUGAAGUUGCCGGAGAGUUCGAAUGCGGUGGUGGUGGAUUAUGAGACAAUGAAUUUAAAUGAUUGUGAAAUGGUUUGUCGGAAAAAUUGUUCUUGUACUGCUUAUGCGAGUAAAAAUAUCAGCGGUGGCGGUGACGGUAGCAGUGGUGGUGGAUGUGUGAUUUGGACAACGGAGCUGGUGGAUAUGAGGCAGUACGCGGCGGCGGAAGGUGGGCAGGAUCUGUAUGUGAGAGUCUCGGCUGCUGAUUUAG